Messenger RNA from Prosopis cineraria, 492 nucleotides. Its product is annotated as umecyanin-like. The coding region runs from base 1 to 492 and encodes 163 amino acids. Gene Ontology annotation, molecular function: electron transfer activity. The record is from RefSeq and is a predicted model, not a curated record. Lineage: Eukaryota; Viridiplantae; Streptophyta; Magnoliopsida; Fabales; Fabaceae. Gene Ontology annotation, cellular component: plasma membrane. The transcript has 2 exons.
AUGGCUAAGUUAGAGAAUGUGGCAAUUAUUGUGGUAGCUGCUUUUGCCGCAAUAUUCCUACACAGCACAGAAGCUGAAGAUUUCACAGUAGGUGGUUCCACAGGUUGGAUCAAUAAUCCCCCACGUGGGGCUUCUUUCUAUUCCAACUGGGCCAAGAAUCUCACUUUCAAACUAAACGACACUCUCAUGUUCAACUUCCCCGCUGGAAGGCACGUGGUAGCCAUACUGACUCAACUAAACUUUGAGAAAUGCAACUUCACGAACCCUAUUCAGGUUCUUAGCACAGGGCCAGCGAGAGUGACUCUGGGUCGAACUGGAGAAUUCUACUUUGUUUGUGCUUUCACAGGUCACUGUAGCAGUGGUCAAAAGCUAAGCCUUAAUGUCGUCACAGUCUCUCCUAUUCCUCCUCAUUCACCUUUACCACCUGUGGAAGCUUCUAAUUCACCAUCACUAGGACCUGCAUCAUUCCCAUCCGAAGAACCAUUUCUCUAA